AGCCGAAAGUUCACUGCUCACCUUUUUCAACUUCGUCAUUUUCCAUUGAACAUAAAUGGAAAACCAUGAGGUUGAAAAAGGUGAACAUUGAACUUUCUGAUACAUGUAGCAAUCUUGACUAACUGUGGGUGUGUCACCAGUCUGUGCAUGUGUGUCUCCUGCCUGUGUGUGUUUUGUGUUUGUUUUCUGUGCUUCCCUGCUGACACAUGCGUUCCAGGACCACUUGAUGGUAUUCACCCAGACUAAGAAGCAGGCCCACCGGAUGCACAUCCUCCUGGGCCUGAUGGGGCUAAAGGUGGGGGAGCUGCACGGGAACCUGUCCCAGACCCAAAAGACUGAAGAGCCCCAGGUGAUCAACUUCACCAUGCCCAACACAAUGAAGCACUACAUUCACAGGGUUGGCCGCACAGCCAGAACCUGCAGGGUGGGUCGCUCUGUGUCCAUGGUGGGCGAGACAGAGAGGAAGAUGCUCAAGGCAAUUGUCAGGAAGGCCAAGACCCCUGUGAAUUCCCGUGUCCUGGCACAAGAGGUGAUUUCAAAGUUCCGAGAGCUGAUUGAGAAGCUGGAGAAGGACGUGUACGCCGUCAGGCGCCUGGAGAGAGAGGAGAGGGCCAUGGCCUAUUCGGAGGCUCAGGUAAAAAGCAGCAUAUUGUGUGUAUUCAAAUACAUGGUAGUGUGUUCCUGUGUUCAUAUGUGUGUAUGUGUAUUUUGUGUGUGUGUGUGCGCAUGUGUCAUUCAAAUCAGUGUGGCACAGAAGCAGCUAGCAUAAAACGCAGACGAGACAGACCUCCAGAGGACAUGGUUCCAAAUGCACGACGAGCGCAAGAAAGACCGCAGGGAGUACCGCAGACCAACACUUACUAUAGGCCUGCCAACCUUCCUACCAUGUUCCUCGCUGCUACUAGAUGGCAUCUUCAUAUCACAACAUCCUGCCCUUUCGAUGUUAUAUACACAGUACAUGCAGAGCAUUUCCAUGGGCAGCAUAACUCAUCUCACUGCAACCAAUGCCAACGACCUCGACUACAGCUCAACUAAAACAGGCCCUUGACUAAGACCCAGCUAGGGUCAGCACUUUGUUGGUCUCUCUUGUAUGUACAUUGAAAUGAGCCUUUUGAGGCUUAACUGUCUGUGUGCAGAUGUAUCUGUUUACUUUGAGCUGUGUAUGAGCACCUUGUAAAGCCCAAAGGCAGCAAAAAUCUCUAUCUGCAUAAUUCAUGAUUUAACUUUAUUUCACCUUUGUUUCUGCCAGUGACCAAAGCUCUAGCGGACUUUGACAUGGCCCUAAGGGGAAAGAAGAGCGAGAAGUUCAUCAUAGAGGGGAAAAGGAAAGAGUUAUCGGUACGAGUGCUCAUAUUAGUUCUCUGUUUGACUGGUACCAUAUGUUUUUUUCCUAGAUUUUUCUGUCAUUUUGUUCUGUAUAAUUCAAAUUAAUGUUAACAGAAUUCCCCAUCAACAGUGUUUCCACUCAGAAAUCUUUUACUUAUUCAUUUACACACUUUAGAGCAUUGAAACCAUUACAUUUGACUAAUAAUUUGCCAUUUAUGUCCUCUGUACACUAGAUAUGGUAUUGAACUAAUUAUAAACUGGUAAGGGAUGCAACAGUUGAAAGUCCAACUCAGGCUAGCCAGCUCAAAUCUCCAAGCGAUCAGUUCUGUCAUAUAACUAAAUUACAUUUAUGUUUACUUAGCAAUCUUAGAGUAUCCUGUAGUUAUCCGGGUAUACAUCAGUCCAUAUUGUAAGGAGCCUUGUCCGAGCCAGAAUGGCCCAUAUGGUAGGAGCCUAUUCUCUGUCUGUAGCGCAAGGCAGCUUGAUGUACAAGUACACUUCCUGGAUAGGAUGCUACUCUAUCUGAGCGUUAUUACUUUCACUAUGCAGUUGGAGCUAGAUAACCUUUUCUUCCCUAGUUGUCUCCACUGAAAUUCAAUUUGCUAGAGUGACAUUUAUUGUAUUGUGCACGGCUCUCUAUAAUUUUCGUAUAACAUACAACUACAUAAACAUUGUAAAGCAAAGCAGACGCGUGUGUAUAUACAUCAUCUUUGGGUCACGUACUUUUUCAGUUAGCUGUGUAUCUUGUCCAAUCACCG
This is a messenger RNA of Oncorhynchus kisutch (coho salmon), 2084 nucleotides long. Its product is annotated as probable ATP-dependent RNA helicase DDX27. Gene Ontology annotation, cellular component: cytosol. The record is from RefSeq and is a predicted model, not a curated record. Gene Ontology annotation, molecular function: RNA helicase activity. The transcript is spliced from 3 exons. The coding region runs from base 227 to 769 and encodes 180 amino acids. Lineage: Eukaryota; Metazoa; Chordata; Actinopteri; Salmoniformes; Salmonidae.